Trichomonas vaginalis G3 is the source of this 2496-nucleotide messenger RNA. RefSeq lists its product as uncharacterized. The transcript has a single exon. The coding region runs from base 1 to 2496 and encodes 831 amino acids. The record is from RefSeq and is a predicted model, not a curated record. Lineage: Eukaryota; Parabasalia; Trichomonadida; Trichomonadidae.
AUGUCGGAAAAUGAUCCAAAAGAAGAACAAAUAACAAAUGGAUUGAAUCAAGAAAUGAUAGGUACAUUAUCUGAUUUCUUCAUUAAUCCAGAGCUUAUUCAAUGGGAAGUUCAAAAUUACGAAAAUCUUCAAAUUGAAAACUCAAAAGUAUUUGUUUUAUCUAAUAUUUCAUAUUGGUAUGAAGACAAAUCAGAUUCCAUUAGUAUAGAAGUCAAUGAUUUAGUACAAAACUUCUUAUUCGAAAAGUUAAUUUCAAAUUAUUCAGCAAAUUCAGAAGUUAUCAAAGUUGCUAUAUCAAAAGCUCAAGCUAUGUUCAUCAUAUAUAACUACCCCACAAAUAUUCCUAACUUUUGGACAAAUUUAUUCGAAUUUGAAGAAGAAAUCAUCAAACACUUUUUAACUAGCUUUACAAAUGAGACGUCUAUCCUUUCAAUUAACAGAUUAGAGCCAUUUUCUAACAUUAAAAAUACAAUGCUGAACGAUGGAACAGCAAAUACAAUUUUAACAUACGCAUUCGACUUAUUGCAACGUGAUGCUCCAUCAGGAUUACAGAUACUUCAUAAAUUCAGCUAUUGGUGCGAUAUAAAUUACAUUUCUGACGAAACUGCGAUGAAUUUACUACAAUCAGCUCUUAUACAGCUUGAAACAGCUCCAACAGCACUUGAUGUCUUCGGAGUUGUCAUCCAGCGUUUGCAAGAAGGCGAAGCUCGAUCAGAUUUAAUUCAAAUGAUUUGCGACUCAGGAAAACUACUAAAUAUAGUUUCAGCCAAUCCUUCAGCUAUAGAUCUUCAUGGUGCUGUAGGCAGAAUGUUCUAUACCGUUGGAGUUUUGACAAAUGAUCCAUUAAUUUUCCAAUGUUCAGUACAAUUGCUAGAAUCAUCGAUUCCAGCCAUUUUAGCCGUUGUUCCAUUUAUUUGUACAUAUAUAAGCGAACAAGAAUCUUGUUUUACCAUUCAAGAAAUUAUUGAAGCAGCAUAUAACAGAAUUGUUUCAUUUUUCUCGGACUCAGACCUUACAUUAAGCUUAUACUACGAGUUGGACCAACAGCCAUCCGCUUUUGCUCGAAUAAUUGUCUCAUGUUGGGUUUGGAAUUCAGAUUCAACGUCAAAAGUGCUCGAAGACCUGAUGACUGAAGCUCCCAAUGACUUAUCAAAGAUAGCUGCACAAUGCCAUAUCAUGAGAUGCAUCAUGGAAGAGAAUUCGAGUAAUGCCCAAAAAUUUAUGAAAGAUACAGUGAUGGAUUCAAUAAUUAACAUCUUUUCUUACGUUACUCAGCCAUUUACACAACAGAUACUCGUUGCUUUCGAUGCUUUCAGCAGACUUUGCUUCGAUAAAAAUUAUCAUGUCACUUGCUUCCCAGAUAUUUACUUGCCACAUGAAUUGAAUGAUUUACUUGCGAUCAUAUUCGAUGAUUCCACAGACGAAAAGUCAAAAAUUAAGUUUUUGGACAUUUUUGAAAAAUUUUCGCAAAGUCAAUGCGGAAAAAUGCCAGUAGAUGACUCCAUUGUCAACACAUUGAUAUCUGCUGGUGACUUCCACUACGUUCGUGCAGGUGCGGCCCUUGCUUCUUGUAAUUCAGAAUAUUUCAAUAAUUCGAUCGCUCCGAUGUUGAAAGUUUUGGAAUCCAACCUCAACGAUGACAAGAAUACAAUCAAUUGCUUACUCGCGUUCCUCUCAAAUACGAGUACAAUCCAAAAUAAAACAAAUUUACAAAAUUAUUUCAACAUGGUCUAUGAAAAAGUGACAGAUAAUAGUGAAUCUCUUGGUUUAUUCUGUUUGGCAGUUGAUUCCGCGUACGGAGAUGAAGCUCCGAUGUAUUUGACAACUAUUAUCGAUAAUGUUAUUUAUCCUUACAGUUUAUCCUGUUUUACGAGGGUAAUUAGGAACCACAUUAAGAAGAGUACGAAGAUUAGUGACGAAAACGUUGAAUGGUUCAAUAAUUUAAUAAAUCAUGUUUUUAAUCAAACAGUUUCAUUGGUUUACAUCUGCCAAGGCCUUAAUAUUCAAAAUGACUAUGUAGACGAAUGCCUUAGGAACACUACAAUCCUCAUAAAAGAGCAUUUUAAUUUAAUUGAUAACGAAAUCAAAGGAAAUAUCUUUGAUUUUGCCCAGCAACAAUUCAGAAGGACAUUAGAUUCCAUUUGCGCGUACGAAUGUUCUAUGGCUCUUCUUUUUGAGUUCGCAACUUUCGAUAUAAAAUCCGUGGUCGACGUUGUUUCGCCUGCCCCGCAGAAUUUGUGCUUUGCGAUACAAUGGGAUAGCCUUUCACCGCAAUUAACAUCUACUUUCAAAGUUCUUAGAGCUUUAAUUAACAAAUUGACGACGAGAUGCCAAGAAUUCUCAGACAUUCUUGAAGAAACGUCGAAGAAUUUGGGACUUGAUAGCAAGGCAAUUAUAGAAUUCUUCAGAAGAGAGACAUUAAAAGAAAGAGCGAAAGAAAGCGACAGACUUUUCUUCCAGAAGCUUGUUUUGAUGAGAAUAUCUUCAGGAAUAUGA